UUUAAAAUAGCAUUAGAUAGGCAGUGUGCCGUCAGUCGGGCUCGAAGAACGAGUAGUCGUCGUCCAACCGUGUCAGCGAUUGAGCGAAUUGAAACGGCAGUACGUGGCACGUGACAUAUCACACAGAAUUACGGUCCCGCCGUUUUUUUUCUUUUCUUCUCUCUUCUUUUCUUUUCUUUUUUUUUUCCUUUUUUUUCGCAACGAUACCCGACCGCCGGACAUGGGAACGUUCCUCCGUUUCCUCGGGAUCUCGUCGUCCGACGACAACCGAGUCGAUGAAGCUACAGGGUUGACGGAGAGACAGAAGAAAUUGGUGCAGAACACGUGGGCCGUUGUCAGAAAGGACGAGGUGGCUUCCGGAAUUGCUGUGAUGACCACAUUCUUUAAAAAAUAUCCCGAGUAUCAACGAUACUUCCCAGCUUUCAAGGACACUCCAUUGAACGAACUGCCGGCUAAUAAACGAUUUCAAGCUCAUUGUGCCAGCGUAAUUACAGCUUUAAAUAAUGUUAUCGAUUCCCUGCAUGACCCAGCGUUGAUGGAGGCGAGCCUAAUCAGUCUGGCCGAGAGGCAUAAAAAUCGUGGCCAAACGAAAGAAGAAUUUCAGAAUUUGAAGGAAGUAAUGCUGGAAGUUCUUCGUCAAGCGUUAGGGAAGCAGUACACGCCGGAAGUGGCCGAGGCGUGGAGUAAAACCUUGGACGGUCUGUUCACCAAGAUAUAUCAGGUUUUCGCAUCUUGAAGAACGAAACGAUUGAAAUUCGAAGAAAAAUGAAUCUUCUCGCCCCCUUAGUUGUUAAGAUUUGAAUGUUGUAUAUAAAAUGCACUAUUUUACACAGACAGCUCGCACAGCUACGAUUAUUACAUGACGUAUGUUAGAGAUACGCUCGAUGAUAAAUGAAAGAAAACUCAAAGGUUACUCGUGAGACAUCGAACAGAAAUAUAUAAGUACGUUUAUACAGGAUGUUCGCAGAUUUAUUAGCCAACUUUUUUCAAACCGAAAAUAAGGGAAAAAGAAAUAUUGUUUUUUUUGUAAGCAACACAGUGGUGCAUGAAGUUGUUUUUUUUUUUUUAGAAUUCAAUUUUUCAAA
Molecule: messenger RNA, 1085 nt
Organism: Frieseomelitta varia
Lineage: Eukaryota; Metazoa; Arthropoda; Insecta; Hymenoptera; Apidae
Gene: Glob1
Product: globin-like
Exons: 4
Coding region: 221-736 (171 amino acids)
Biological process (GO): oxygen transport
Cellular component (GO): hemoglobin complex; extracellular region
Molecular function (GO): heme binding; oxygen binding
Source: RefSeq, a predicted model, not a curated record